Syngnathus typhle (broad-nosed pipefish) is the source of this 2910-nucleotide messenger RNA. RefSeq names its product glucosaminyl (N-acetyl) transferase 4a (gene gcnt4a). The transcript is spliced from 4 exons. The record is from RefSeq and is a predicted model, not a curated record. NCBI's taxonomy places the organism in Eukaryota, Metazoa, Chordata, Actinopteri, Syngnathiformes, Syngnathidae. Gene Ontology annotation, cellular component: membrane. Gene Ontology annotation, molecular function: acetylglucosaminyltransferase activity. The coding region runs from base 415 to 1764 and encodes 449 amino acids.
CCCUCCCCAUCUACCCCCACCAUUUUCCUUCCCCUCUUCCCCCCUCCGUCACUCUGCUCGAAACACCCUCCAGUCAACGAUGGAGCUGCAGACAUAGCAGACAGGACACACACUCGCCCUGUUCAGUCUAAACUUUCUUCACACAUGGGGGACUUUUCCUGCUGGUUCGCCUCCCAAUGUGCUGUCACACCAACAGACAUCUAUCAAGCCGUUAGAUGAAUGAGGAGGCAUUCUCAGUCUCCUUCCACCAGUUGAUCAAAGAUGUCAUGACGUGACCAGCAUGCAUGACGUCGCUCACGUCUGCUACGAGCUAAAUUUACAAGUAAACAAGCAACUUUAGCAUCUGUUGGUGAGUAACAGACAUUAGAUUCAAGGCUAUUAAAUCGGUCACAACCUAGAAGACGCAUAAUUAAUAUGGGGUUGUACAGAAAAAGUUUGGAUCACAGUCUCCAGGACAGAGCAAGAAUGAAAGUAAGAUGUGGCUGCUCCAUAUUUAGAGUGAGACACAGGUACUUCCUGUUUCUUCUGUCUCUGGUGGCAGUGUGUUUGCUGAAGCUGGUCUACCUCAAAGUGACAGUGUGGGAGAGCACCUAUAUUGACCCCCAUGGAAUCACUGGCAAGCUAUCUGGAAUUCACAGCCACAUGUAUGAUGUCAACUGCACCGCUAUCUACGAACUUGACCCAGUGGAAAUAGGCAAAGCUCUUGAGUUAAAACAAAAAGUUCUUGUUGCAGUGGAUGACGAAAGCACCGUAAGUCUGACCUCGGACUGUCCAACCUUUUUAAAAACGAGACAUUAUAAUAGUGUUGCAAUUUCAGCGGUAGAGCACAACUUUCCGCUGGCUUAUUCCCUGGUGGUGCAUAAAAAUGCACCCAUGGUGGAGCGUAUUCUUCAUGCCAUCUAUGCACCUCAAAACAUCUACUGCAUUCACUAUGACCAAAAGUCUUCUCCAACAUUCAUUAAGGCCAUGGAGAACCUCGCUCAUUGUGUCCCAAGUGUGUUCAUUGCCUCAAAACUAGAAUCUGUUAAAUACGCCCAUAUUAGCAGACUUAACGCCGAUCUCAACUGCCUUUCUGACCUACUGAGGUCAGAGGUCAAGUGGAAAUAUGUGAUCAAUCUCUGUGGCCAAGACUUUCCACUCAAGUCCAACAAUGAACUUGUAAGAGAGCUGAAGCAGCUGAAUGGCAACAACAUGCUUGAGUCCAGCCGCCCCAGUAAGCUGAAGAAACAACGCUUCAGCUUUCAUCAUGAGCUAAAGAAUGUCCUGCAUGAGUACCAAAGUAUUCCUGUGAAAACCGCUAUAGCCAAAGAUAUUCCUCCACAUGGAAUCAUGGUGUUCAUUGGGAGUGCAUAUUUUGUCCUGUCGCGGGAGUUUGUGAAUUACAUAAGCAACAACAAAGUGGUGAAAGACUUUUUGGCAUGGUCAGCAGACACUUAUUCACCGGAUGAACACUUUUGGGCCACCCUUGUCAGGAUGCCAGGAGUACCAGGUCACAUUCCCAGGUUAACUCCAGAUGUCACAGACUUAAAGAGUAAGACACGACUUGUUAAAUGGAACUAUUUAGAAGGGCAUUUAUAUCCACCCUGCUCAGGUAUACAUGUGAGAAGUGUUUGCAUCUAUGGAGCUGCAGAACUUCGUUGGCUCCUCAACGAUGGUCAUUGGUUUGCUAACAAAUUUGACCCUGACGUUGACCCAAUCUUGAUCAGUUGUUUGGAGAAGAAGUUGAUAGAACUGCAGCACUACUACGCACAGAAAUUACACUGAACAUCUGAACUUGGUGGAAACAUGCCUCAAAGUUUUUAAACAUGCGUACAUAACUGUGGAAUGUACUUCUCAUUGUCAUUUUGACAAAAAGUAUUUAAAAAAUGGAAAGUUUGUAAUGCAACUUUCUAUAUGUGGUUGUGCACUCCUUUUAGCAAUACAAAACAUGAUGACUACCAUUUUUUUCCAUGUAUAAUACGCACCCUAAAAAUGGCAUGUUGAUGCUGGAAAAAAGCCUGUACCCAUGUAUAAUACGCACCCAAAUUUACCGUUUUUUUCCGUGUAUAAUGCGCAAAAUUUAACUAAUUUAUUGUCCUAAAAUCUGGGGUGCGCAUUAUACAUGGGUACAAAUUUAAAAAAAAAAAUUUUUGUUCCACGUCUUUGUCGGUCAGUCCUGUUGUUGGUUUUGUUGUACCAUGAUUUUCUUAAAAAAAAAAAAAUCUUUUUAAAAAAAAAAAAAUCUUUUUUAAAAAAAUAAAAAAACAUUGUACCCAUGUAUAAUGCGCACCCCAGAUUUUAGGACAAUAAAUUAGUUAAAUUUUGCGCAUUAUACAUGGAAAAAAACGAUAUAUAUAUUGGUGCGGCGCAUCUUCCAAAUUCACAAACACACUGAACUAGACCAAUGAUCCCGCACAGAAAUGACGAUGCAUGAAUAAUAAUGUAAAUGACGUUAUGCACAUUUUUACACCGAGCACAAUGGCGCCAGUCUACCAAAAUAGACCCCAAAGUGUGUAUCCGGCACGAGGUUGAAUUGAUACAUUGUUGACUUGACAAAAAGAUAAUUUAUUCACCCUGUGAGGUUAAUUACAUUUUCUCAGCAACUACAUCCCAACAAUAGCAGCAACCAUCAAAUAAAAGGGACAAAAUACUAAAGCAACAUUUGAGGGAUUGUCAGGAAGAUUUUACAUCAAUCUGAGCCAAAAGAAAAGUUAACAGAGAUUCAAAGUGUUACUUGUUGUGCCACGGCAGUAAUAAAGUAUAAAUAUUGUAAAUAUCCGCUUCAAUGGUCAAACAACUGGUGCCCAUCCCAAUAUUGAUUAAAGUUCCUCCCACUCUCAGACCUGAGAUCAGUCACAUGGCAACACACCUCCUCCAUAUGAUUUUCUUUGUCCUUUUGUUGAUUGCAAUAAAAAAUGUCCUGUUCUUACA